This is a messenger RNA of Ornithodoros turicata, 1265 nucleotides long. RefSeq names its product DNA repair protein RAD51 homolog 3-like. Gene Ontology annotation, cellular component: Rad51B-Rad51C-Rad51D-XRCC2 complex; replication fork; Rad51C-XRCC3 complex. Gene Ontology annotation, molecular function: ATP-dependent DNA damage sensor activity; ATP binding; crossover junction DNA endonuclease activity. The record is from RefSeq and is a predicted model, not a curated record. Gene Ontology annotation, biological process: meiotic DNA recombinase assembly; reciprocal meiotic recombination; DNA repair. Lineage: Eukaryota; Metazoa; Arthropoda; Arachnida; Ixodida; Argasidae. The transcript has a single exon. Bases 68 to 1027 code for a protein of 319 amino acids.
GACGGCCCGACCCUCCGCUGUUUCUGUCUCUUGUGUUGAGGAUUGCCGUGGGUUGGGAUAGAUUUCGAUGUCCAGAGAUGACCUUUGUCCUCUCUUACUGCCGAGACAUAUGCGCUAUAGGCUGUAUGAAAAUGGUUUCGAAGACGCCAACGAAGUUUGCGCGAAUGACACAUCGUUUACUGCAGAAGCGGCGGCAGUUCAAAGACGGCGAGAUUGCAUACCGGUAUUCCAUUUUCACGCUGCAUCUGAGAGACUUUAUCAAGAUGCAGAGAGUCAACGUAUCCCUACAUGGAUUCCGGGAUUUGAUGCACUGCUCAAUGGCGGUAUUCCAUCCGGGAAGAUAUUUGAAGUGACUGGAAUACCGGGUUCUGGCAAGACUCAAUUCUGCCUGCAGGUUGCUGCUUCGAAUCAAAUGCUGGGACACUCUACUUUUUAUAUCAGUACUAAAGGCCCGUUUCCGAUAUCACGAUACAACGAUAUAUUAAAUGGUAUGAUUGAAAAACACUCUAGAAGCGUCGUCAACAAGACGAAGACACAACAGACUGUCCAGCACAGAUUGUGUGACACAUGGACGGACCUGGUUGCAGUAGUGACAUGUUUGUUACACAAAGUGACGGAACCUGACUAUAACGAGGCGACCUUAGUUAUAAUAGACGGUUUAGAUUUUCACUUUCGUUACGCCGUAGGCGACCUGGCCCUGCGGCGAAGACUGAUCGCGGGUACGUCACAGAAGUUGGUUAGCCUGGCACACAAGGGUGCGACGUUGCUGCUCACGAAUCAUGUUGCUAUGAAGGCAAAGCCUCAUGAAAGCAAUAGCUUCAGGCUUGCCCCUGCAUUAGGCGAAGUCUUCGGGCACGAAUGUACACAUCGGGUGACCUUUUUUGUCAGGGAUGGGUAUUACGAAGCUUCCUUCUUCAAAGCUCCUACCUUUGGUCCAAUUUCCCUGAAGUUUGAUAUAACCUCCAGGGGUAUUGUCGACAAGGACUUGCUGUCAGAUAUGGAUGCUGCGUUCAGCGCUUCAGCUUAGGUUUUUUACAGCGCUGUAUCGCUUGCCUCCUAUGACAACAUUAUUCGGACAGAGUAUUAAAUUUAAUUAAUUCAUUCGUUAAUUCAUUUUCCUCACGAAAAGUCAGUGCGUUUAGGUGGAUGUGUCGGUGUGCAAAAAAAAGAAAAGGUUUCUGAGCAGUUCUGUUCAUAAUCUAGCAGUUUGUGUUGGAAAAAAUUACUGUAGAAGCUGUUUGGAUAAAAAAUGUUGGUGUCACACA